Molecule: messenger RNA, 3464 nt
Organism: Ictalurus punctatus (channel catfish)
Lineage: Eukaryota; Metazoa; Chordata; Actinopteri; Siluriformes; Ictaluridae
Product: ubiquitin carboxyl-terminal hydrolase 29-like
Exons: 12
Coding region: 35-2344 (769 amino acids)
Biological process (GO): protein deubiquitination
Cellular component (GO): cytosol; nucleus
Molecular function (GO): cysteine-type endopeptidase activity; cysteine-type deubiquitinase activity
Source: RefSeq, a predicted model, not a curated record
CGAAACUCCAACAAAGACCCUGCAAACUGUCUCUAUGAAACUGUUAGCGGGGUCCACCCUGGGGCAAACCUCAAAGACAAACAAGAAGACCUCACCUAGCUGCAAUGAGAAAAGUGCAGAAAGGAAGCAGGUCAGUGUGAAGCUGACCUCAAACCUCCCUGGUACAAAUUUACAAAAAUUUUAUCCAUUGAGGAUCACUUCAAUGAUGGUGGAAAGGAACAAGAUAAUUCUGUAUGGGCAAGAAAAGAAGACAGCAGCAAGGAAGGAGACAGCCUCAAAUAGGCUUAAUAUGAAAACAGCUAAAGUCAGUGAGAGUCCAACCUCAAAACUUCCAGGGAUGAAAUUCAUAAGGGUCAAAGAGGCCCAUGUGAGGACAAAUUUACAAAACUCAGUGGGGACCAGGAAGAAGAUGACCAUGCCUAGUCAAGAAAGGAAGGCUGCAGAAAGGAAGGAGGAAAGGAAGGAAAUGACCCUAUUCAACCUGGAGAACGAAAUGGUAAAGCUCAAUAAGGAACUGAAGGAGCUGACCUUUUCUUCCUACAUGAAAUUCAUCAAAGGUGUGCCAGAUCCAUAUGCAUUCAGUUCCAAUGAGAUGAUGCCUGAGGGAAGCACAAAUUGUCCAACUCCAACUGCCUCUGGGGGAACCAUAAAGAGACCGACUCCAACUGCCUGUUGUGGACCCAUAAAGAGUCUGACUCCAACUGCCUCUGGGGGAACCAUAAAGAGACCGACUCCAACUGCCUCUUGCGGACCCAUAAAGAGUCCGACUCCAACUACCUCUGGGGGCACUAUAAAGAGUCCGACUCCAACUGCCUCUUGGGGAACCAUAAAGAGUCAGACUCCAACUGCCUCUUGGGGAACCGUAAAGAGUCAGACUCCAACUGCCUCUUGGGGAACCGUAAAGAGUCAGACUCCAACUGCCUCUUGGGGAACCGUAAAGAGUCGGACUCCAACUGCCUCUGGGAGGACUGUAAAGAGUUUGACUCCAACUGCCUCUUGCGGAACCGUAAAGAGACUGACUCCAACUGCCUAUGGGAGGACCGUAAAGGGUCCGACUCCAACUGCCUCUUGGGGAACUGUAAAGAGUCCGACUCCAACUGCCUCUGGGAGGACCGUAAAUAGUCCGAUUCCAACUGCCUCUUGGGGCACCGUAAAGAGUCAGACUCCAAAUGCCUCUUGGAGGACCAUAAAGGGUCAGACUCCAAUUCUAUCUGAGGGAAACAUACAGAGUCAGAGUCCAACUCCAUCUGAUGGAAUCAUAAACAUCAUGACUCCAAUUUGUACUCUGUUCCCUGACACAGACUCAGAACUACUACCUGGAGGGUUGCCUAAUUAUGGAAACAGCUGCUACGUUAACGCAAGUCUGCAGUGUCUGUUCACUGCCGAGAGUUUCUGCAGAGAGCUCUCCGACCUGUUGGACAAUUCUACACACACACUAAAAGACACAUUCCUCAGGUGUUUUGUGGAGUUGUCGAGGUUGAGAAAGGGCUCUGAAGUUGAAGGUGACAGCAGCAAGGAUUUGCUCCUCCUGGCACUGAUUGAAUCAGCUGCAGUUCACAAACCAGAAUUCACCAUCGACAACCAGAAUGACGCCCAUGAAUUCCUCUGCUACUGUCUGACCCAAAUGGAGGAGUCUGGGCGAAAGCUGGGUUGGCAAGAGGAUGUGAACCCUAGAUGUCCAGUCACAUCCAAUUUCAAGUUCAAGAUGAGGAACAUCAUAACAUGCUCCAGCUGUGGAUCCCAACAGAACAACAAAGUGGAAGUGUUUAAUCAUGUCCCUAUGCCCCUGAAGCACGACUCGGUGGACCAGUGCCUCUCUGACGUAGUUAAUAAGCUGACAUUGUUGGAGAGCAAGUGCGAGGUGUGUGGAGGAGAAUCUGCCAUCUCCAGGUGGAAGUUCCACACUCUGCCCAGGUUUCUGAUUCUGCAGCUGAACAGGUUCAAGAUGACGGAAUAUCACACAGUCGAGAAGCUGGAGAUGCCAGUGGACAUCACACCUGAGCUGCAGAUAAAGUGCUUUCCGCAUUCAGACACGCCCGGAAUAGAGAACAGUAGAGCUGAGGCCAGAGAGACAGACAGAAAUGAGCUGGUGAGAGAGAGACAGACAGACACAAUGAAAGAUGAAGGUGGAUCAACCUCUACGUAUCGACUGAUCAGUGUCCUGAGCCACAUUGGAAGUACAGCAUGCUAUGGGCAUUAUGUGAGUGAGUGUUCCAGUGGAACACCUACAACAUGGAAGACCUACGACGACAAGCUGGUCACGCUGACCAGCGAGACGGACAUGUUAGAGAGGAGGUUGACUAGUGCCUAUGUGCUCCUCUAUGAGAGAGUGAGCACUGGCUGAAGCCCUUCCUCUUCUCCAGAAAGCUGCAAGAAGAUGGAGUUGUGGUGAGAGGUGUCCAGGCAAGUGAGAGCAGGGUGGCAUAGGGGCACACAAGGUGUCUGUCACAGCCAGACUAUCUGCACCUGUGGGUUCGGCCCCUUGGACCGGUGAGCAGCUUGAUAACUGCAAAGUAGCAGUCCAGGAAGUGAUCAUGAACUCUAGAGCCCAGAGUUUGCAGGCCUGUGCUGAAAAUGUAUGUGGCAGCCAUGUUGGCCUGACUGCAGCACAGAGGAUAACAUCUAGUUGGGAGCAUAUAGGUUCAUAAAAGUGUUGUGAGCUAAGGAGCUAAGCACCUCCAUUUUCCUAACUCCUCCAAGUGCCAGCGUGUGAUUUUGCCAUUUUGUUGCAGGUUACAGGAUGCUGAUCUGAAAUUCGAUUGUGUAGACUACUUUUUGCUUGCCAUCACCUGAGCAAAAAAAGGUGGAAAAACUGCAUGCCUUGGUGAGUUCACUCGGCAUGCUGUUUUGGCCAGAUGAUUAUGGAGUGAUCUUGUGGCUGAACCCUGGGUUCCUGCCUAAGGUUGUUUCUUAGACACUGUACUGUAGAAUUGUACCUCAACACUUCUGCUGUAAUCAUAAACACCAUGAGGUUCAUAAAGAGACUUUUUUCAACGCCCUCAAUACUGUCCCUGUAUAGUACACUAUUUAGGAAGAGUAUUGAUUUAUAAUCUCACUAUCAUGUGUCACCCAGAAGAGGAUGGGUUCCCUUUUGAGCCUGGUUCCUCUCAAGGUUUCUUCCUCGUCAUCUCAGGGAGUUAUGCCACUGUCGCCUCUGGCUUGCUCUGUAGGGAUUUAAAUAUAUCCGGAGUUAAUUAUGAGUCUUUAUAGAUCACAUAUCCAUUACAGCACAGUGAAAUUCUUCGCAUACCCCAGCAUGUCAGGAAGUUGGGUUCAGAGCGCAGGAUCAGCCAUGAUACAGCAUCCUUGGAGCAGAGAGGGUCUUGUUCAAGGGCCCAACAGUGGCAGCUUGGCACUGCUGGGGCUUGAACUCCCAACCUUCCGAUCAGUAACUCGGAGCCUUAACCGACAAGCUGUUGCCCAAUUCUGGCAAGCUGCGCCACUGUCACUUUACAGUGAUACCA